Molecule: messenger RNA, 213 nt
Organism: Enterobius vermicularis (human pinworm)
Lineage: Eukaryota; Metazoa; Nematoda; Chromadorea; Rhabditida; Oxyuridae
Source: the annotation of a GenBank genome assembly
AUGGUUUCUGUAUCUGUGCCUAUGACGUAUUUUGUAAAUAAUAAGUGUAUGGAGUGGGGGUUGGGGGGGAGGGAUGCCAAUACUGAUGAUGAUGAUGAUGAUGAUGAUGCUGCUACUGAUGUUAACGUUGACGUCGGUGAGACGAUGACAAUAAUUAUGAUGGCGAUAGUAGCAAUAGUGAUGGUCAACAGGAAGCAUCAACAAAGACAGUAA